Megachile rotundata (alfalfa leafcutting bee) is the source of this 1699-nucleotide messenger RNA. RefSeq lists its product as uncharacterized. Lineage: Eukaryota; Metazoa; Arthropoda; Insecta; Hymenoptera; Megachilidae. The record is from RefSeq and is a predicted model, not a curated record.
CACCGCAGGUGGUUACGUAACAGUGACAAUUAAUUACAAAAAUAGUGUAGUGACGCGUGCAAUUUUUAUUUAAAUAAUGUUGUGGAGUUUUGUAAAGUUAUGGUGCAUAGUACAGAGAUCAAUUUAUGAAGCUGUUGUUCCAAUGAUUAAAUUGGCCUUAUCGAGUUUCACAAGUGGAAAGGAAAGACGAUAGUGCAGCAUAACAUGAGAUUCGCAGAAACGUGCUGUUGAUGACGUUAUGGGGUUGAUUUUCUUUGCCAGUACUUUGUUCCUCUGCUUAUGCGCGGCUGGAUUGCCGUUGCCACAGGGCGGUGGUGGGGCGGGGGUCCAUGGACAGCCGCAGGGACCGGUUCGUCGGGGCCGAGGGUGGCGCGACUGGCGCCGCGGCGACCCCAUGCUGAUCAAGGGACUAUGGAAAUCGAAGGGACCUCUAGAUUCCUUAGGGAACGCGGAGGCGUACAUCUUCUUAGCGUUGCUGAUCGGCGCCGUGACUGUGGUGGUCGGUUGUUGGCUGUCCGACAACUGCUGGUCCCCGGAACCGGAGGGGGUGGUCACCGUGGCAUAGCCUAGUGCUGACUUCCGUUCGUCCAGGCGAUAACAACUAGUACGCGGGCUCUCCUGCAGGAGCAUCCAGCACCACCUUGGCCAACCGAACCGACGUCCAUUGUUGGACAUCAACGACAACCACACGCUGUUGGCCGUGUGACGGCGGCCAUUUAACGGCCGCAAAAUGGAGGUGAUCGAACAUUAGCUCUCCCAGUCAUCGCGAGGCGUUCGACCGGGAAAUGUUCAUCGGCGACUUUCUAUACAGCCGUUACGGCUAAAACGGACGAUCGAUCGUGCGCGUUUCUUUUCCUUUAUUUCAGCCGGCCGCAUCGCGGUUUAAUGCGUCGACGUAAUUAGCGAAAUUGGAAACCAAACCGCGCGGAAUGCGCUUCGAUCCGACGCGGUGGCGACACACCGUGGAUUAUGCUUCCAUUGUUAACGCGAUCCACGUUUGAUCUUUGGCGAUGGUUAACUGAUGACGUACAGCCGCUUUCACACUUGAUGUCGCUACCAAUCUUGUUACGAUGUCACCCGAACAUCGAUGACGUCAGCUGAACAUCGAUCGCAUCAGCUGAACAUCGAUGUCGUCAGAUCAGCAAAAUAUUAAUGGAAGCUCGCUUAAUGCACGGAAUUAAAGCCACUUAUGAGUUCAUUGAUGCGUAACUGCGCAUGCUCCGUGCAUUAAACGUGAUCUGUGCGGAGUUGUUAGAUAAAUAUAUGUUUGUAGGAUUGGUUUACGAUGUCAGAUAAUUGGGAAGGGAUGUGACAUCACGUGUGAAAGGCUUGGUACGUAUGUACGCGAUGGUGUUCGAUAACGUGAAAGGGUUACGAGUUGACCGUCUGCUCGUGGAUUAACGAGAUCAUCGAAUUAGCUGCGAAAUGGAUUUGCGAGAUGUGCAGGUUGGGUAGCCUGCGGUUGAAGGUGGAUCGAAGGUAGAGUUGUACUUUCGCGAUACGGUAGAACCUUGAUUAGCAGAAUAUUGGUUAAUGGUAUGGUCGAUUGGUGAAAAUGGGAGAGGGUUUUAUUGGGUGUACCAAUUAAUUCGGUGCCUUUGAUGGUAUGUAAGGUUGGUUAUGGACUUUUGAAGGUAAUUUUCGUGUUAUUUGGAGGGUGGGGAGAAUGUUGUUGGUUUGGUGUGUUUGGGAAAUUGGA